ACUCGGGCACCCAGGGAAACCCUGCGUAGGUGCCCCGCCCGCCUAUGGAGUCCGUCGCCUUCGCCCGCCUCCAAUUCCCCACCCUCGCGCCGCCACCGCCGACUGGCGGCCGCCGUUCCUUCCUCCUCCCGCUUCGCGUCGCCACCGUCGGUGCCGGUGGCGGAAAAGGUCCCGUCUUGACCGCCGCCACCGCCGUCGCUUCCUCCUCCUCGUCGGUCAUCACGACGCAGAGCGACGCGGCUUCCUCCUCUUCUUCCCCUCCCGCCCUUCCCCUCAAAAGGGUCACCGCCGAUUCCUUGCACUACGAGAGCGGUUACUUGGGCGGCAUCUCGGAGAGGACCAGGGCGCCAGCGGCGGAGGGACUUACAGAUGGGGAUCCCAAUCCAAUGGAGUAUCUAACCAAUAUACUCUCGUCGAGGGUUUAUGAUGUCGCGAUUGAGUCCCCCUUGCAGCUGGCCCCGAAGCUGUCGGAGAGGCUUGGGGUCGAUCUCUGGCUCAAGAGAGAGGAUUUGCAACCCGUCUUCUCAUUUAAGUUGCGAGGGGCAUAUAACAUGAUGGCCAAGCUGUCAAGGGAUCGGCUGGACAGGGGUGUUAUCUGUUCAUCUGCUGGUAACCAUGCCCAAGGAGUUGCAUUGGCUGCUCAGAAACUAGGUUGUGAUGCUGUUAUUGUAAUGCCAGUUACCACACCCGAAAUUAAGUGGCAAUCUGUUGAGAGGCUAGGUGCAACAGUCUGUCUCGUUGGUGAUUCUUAUGAUGAAGCCCAAUUAUAUGCCAAGAAACGUGGUGAGCAGGAAGGUCGCACAUUCAUACCCCCUUUUGAUCAUCCAGAUGUCAUCACGGGUCAAGGCACUGUCGGGAUGGAAAUCAUUCACCAAUUGAAAGGCCCACUACAUGCUAUAUUUGUGCCUGUUGGAGGUGGUGGACUGGUAGCAGGUAUAGCUGCUUAUGUAAAACGGGUUCGCCCAGAGGUAAAGAUCAUUGGGGUGGAGCCUUUUGAUGCAAAUGCCAUGGCAUUGUCUCUGUAUCAUGGUCAAAGGGUCAUGCUAGAGCAAGUGGGAGGAUUUGCAGAUGGUGUGGCUGUUAAAGUAGUUGGAGAAGAGACAUUCCGCUUAUGCCGAGAACUGGUAGAUGGAGUGGUCCUUGUUGGCCGUGAUGCUGUUUGUGCAUCUAUAAAGGAUAUGUUUGAGGAGAAAAGGAGCAUUUUAGAACCAGCAGGUGCCCUAUCUCUAGCAGGUGCAGAAGCAUACUGCAAAUACUAUGGCUUGGAAGGUACAAAUGUUGUGGCAAUAACUAGUGGCGCAAACAUGAACUUUGAUAGACUUAGGUUAGUAACUGAACUUGCCGAUGUUGGUCGGAAACGGGAGGCUAUUCUCGCUACUAUAUUGCAAGAGGAGCGUGGAAGUUUUAAACAAUAUUGUGAACUGGUUGGUUCUAUAAACAUUACAGAGUUUAAAUAUAGAUAUGAUUCACGUAAAGAAGAUGCUCUUGUUCUUUACAGUGUUGGACUUCACACUGACACUGAACUUGGAGCAAUGAUGGAGCGCAUGAAAGCUGCACAGCUAAGAACUUUCAAUCUUACCAAUGAUGAUGUGGUGAAGCAUCAUCUGCGAUACUUCAUGGGAGGCCGAUCAAAUGUCCAAGAUGAACUACUUUGCCGAUUUAUCUUCCCUGAGAGGCCAGGUGCUCUUAUGAAAUUUUUGGAUACGUUUAGUCCACGUUGGAAUAUCAGCCUCUUUCAUUAUCGAGCUCAGGGUGAGACUGGUGCUAAUGUGUUGGUUGGAAUCCAAGUCCCAAAGGAGGAUAUGGAAGAAUUCAGGAAUAAGGCUAACACACUUGGUUACGAGUAUGCAUACGGGGUGACCAAUGAAGCCUAUCAGCUUUUAAUGCAGUGAACAAAAAUGAAACCAAAUCUGUCAUUGCGUGCAAUGGCAUCAGGGGUGAUUGUUCUGAUUACACACUGGGAGGAAUCUGGGGCCUAAUGAGAUUGUUUUUUGAUUCUAACACCGAAUUCCUGAUUUCUUCUAUCUUUUUAUGGUCUUUCUUUUUGGGCUUAGAUCUACAUCUGCUGCCCUAAAUCUUAAUCUGGGUUCUCACUACUUAUCUAAUCUAUAGGGCUGUAAAUAGGACUGAGAAUUAAUCAUUGUGCAUCUCUGGUGUGGAAUUGAGAUUCUUUGAAUAGAAUGAAUGAUUGCAACGCAUGUUGGCUCGAAGCAAAAAAAUUAUAGGGAAGGUUCAUAUAGGUCUUGCAGCCAGUCUGUCAAUAACUCCUUGUUCUUUUGUGGUGUAUUAAUUGACUGAGUAUUGGACUAAUGGACCACAUGUGCUGCUUUAA
Messenger RNA from Phoenix dactylifera (date palm), 2332 nucleotides. Its product is annotated as threonine dehydratase 1 biosynthetic, chloroplastic-like. NCBI's taxonomy places the organism in Eukaryota, Viridiplantae, Streptophyta, Magnoliopsida, Arecales, Arecaceae. Gene Ontology annotation, biological process: L-threonine catabolic process; L-serine catabolic process. The record is from RefSeq and is a predicted model, not a curated record. Gene Ontology annotation, molecular function: pyridoxal phosphate binding; threonine deaminase activity; L-serine ammonia-lyase activity.